Nerophis lumbriciformis (worm pipefish) is the source of this 6856-nucleotide messenger RNA. RefSeq names its product ELAV like neuron-specific RNA binding protein 3 (gene elavl3). The record is from RefSeq and is a predicted model, not a curated record. NCBI's taxonomy places the organism in Eukaryota, Metazoa, Chordata, Actinopteri, Syngnathiformes, Syngnathidae. Gene Ontology annotation, molecular function: RNA binding. Gene Ontology annotation, cellular component: ribonucleoprotein complex.
CAAGGCAUUGCAUGCACGCUCAACACAACCAAUAACAAGCAGAAAAAGGGUGAAAAAAAAGCAAAAGCUUGGCAGCAGCAGACCAACCAGAAGACAAGCCCUCCUCCUCCUCCUCCUCCUCCUCCUCCCAUCCUUGGACACACCCUGCUUCUCUCUCUCUACUAUUUGUCAUUGCCGCCGUCGCCCACGCCGUUUGGACGGAGAGCUCUUCCUCCUCCAUCGUCCUGCAGAAAGCCGCCCGUCUCCUCCCUUCCUCAUUUCCACCCUAUAGGAGGACCCUAACCCAUCUCCAGCAGGCUGAGACCCGCUUCAAAGGCCAAGCUUAUUAUUUUUUAUCUUUUUUUUUUUUUUUUUCCUCCUUUUUCAUCUUGGAACUCCGUGGAAAACAAAAAAAGGGGUGCGACGACAGCGCCGAAGCUUGGUGAAGCUUUCGAGAUCAACGCGCAGAAGAGGGGAGCUAGUUUUCCUAUCCAGUGUACUACAAGAAUGGUUACUCAGAUAAUCAGCACCAUGGAAACCCAGGUGUCCAACGGUCCCAGCGGAACCAGCCUGCCCAACGGCCCCGUCAUCAGCACCAACGGCGCCACGGACGACAGCAAAACCAACCUGAUUGUCAACUACCUGCCUCAGAACAUGACGCAGGAGGAGUUCAAGAGCCUCUUCGGCAGCAUCGGGGAGAUCGAGUCGUGCAAGCUGGUCAGGGACAAGAUCACGGGUCAGAGUCUGGGCUACGGCUUCGUCAACUAUGUGGAUCCGAACGACGCGGACAAGGCCAUCAACACGCUGAAUGGGCUCAAACUGCAGACUAAAACAAUCAAGGUAUCAUACGCCCGACCGAGCUCGGCGUCCAUUCGUGACGCAAACCUUUACGUCAGUGGACUCCCCAAAACCAUGAGCCAGAAGGACAUGGAGCAGCUCUUCUCCCAAUACGGUCGCAUCAUCACAUCCCGCAUCCUAGUGGACCAAGUUACAGCAGGCAUAUCACGAGGAGUGGGCUUCAUCCGGUUUGACAAGCGAAACGAAGCGGAGGAGGCCAUCAAGGGCCUGAACGGACAGAAGCCUCUGGGCGCCGCCGAGCCCAUCACUGUCAAGUUUGCCAACAACCCCAGCCAGAAGACGGGCCAGGCUUUGCUGACUCAGUUGUAUCAGACGGCUGCUCGCCGCUACACAGGGCCACUGCACCACCAGACGCAACGAUUCAGCGUGAUCCCUUCUCUUGGAAAGGGACCAGAUCCAAAUAGCAGCUCAAAACCAAUACUCGACAAUUUACUAAACGCCAGCUACGGAGUCAAGAGCUCUCCCACUCUCUUCCCCAGAUUCUCCCCCAUCACAAUCGACAGCAUGACCAGCCUCGCCGGCGUAAACCUGACCGGGCCCACCGGAGCCGGCUGGUGCAUCUUCGUGUACAACUUGUCGCCCGAGGCGGACGAGAGCGUCCUGUGGCAGCUCUUUGGGCCUUUUGGCGCUGUCACCAAUGUCAAGGUCAUCCGUGACUUCACCACCAACAAAUGUAAGGGCUUUGGUUUUGUCACCAUGACCAACUACGACGAGGCCGCCAUGGCGAUCGCGAGCCUUAACGGCUACCGCCUGGGGGACCGUGUGCUGCAGGUUUCCUUCAAGACCAGCAAGCAGCACAAGGCCUAAGGGAGGGGCCUGCUGGCGCCAGCACCUUUGACCUGCACAGGGGGGCUAAAUGAGCUCCCCGUGCCAUCACUCUAUUUAUGGGCCUGGACUGAGUCUCUCUGUGACGCUUUCUCACACAAAUCCACACUAUAUAAUCGCAAAAACACACACAUAGUGACACACAUGACCAAACAGAUCCAUAAGCAAGCAUCCACAAGUCAGGAGUUUCAUACAAACACAGCAGUGGAGUUUUUCUGUUCUCUUUCCACGACAUGCUAGUCCUUCCCUGUCUUUGCCUGGAUUGAAUUAGACGGGGUACGUAGCUGCUUUGUUGGGUAGGGGAGUAAGAGCGAUCUAUUUAGGAGACAGUCUAACGAAUGUGACAAAGAAUGUUCUUUGAUUGAAUUCAGGCAAAUGAUGGCAACUGAUGAACAAAAAAAAGACCAAUAGCGAUCAAAAAUUUUUCAACGAAUAUGUGCAAUUUACUUCAAAACUUUGACCCCCACAUCAUCUCUCCCGUUAUCUUGCUUUGGAGAGGAUGCAGUCACUUUUUUUUUUCUACACUCGGGGCAUUUUGAAAAUCAGUGACUUUUUUUAAUAUCAAAGAAAAUGAAAUGAAAAACAGUGUUCUCUUAUAUACAUCUAUCAAAAUAUAACUAUAUAUUCAAUAUUUAAGGUGGUAAUAAUAGCCGAAUAUGUAAGCAUUUUCUAAAAACCUUGACUACUGUUUCCUGACGUGCUUUAUUGAGGCGGUAAAGGCAGUUUCUCUACCCCUGUGCAAGUUUGUUAGUGCUGACCUAAUGUGGCAUAAAGUAAGUGAGCUCAUUAAUCCGGGAACAAAAAUUUGCCUGAUAGCCAUAAGAAUCACCCCCCCCCCCCCCCCAACACUUCCUAACAAAAACAGAUUACACAAACGAGCAAAAAAAAACCCCAAAAAUAUAUUUUCUCGGGCCAGAUUAAAGAGAAGCAGACUUUCUGUGAACUUAAGAGCUGGGUGGUGACGGCGUACUUUAGAAACGGUCUUGAUGGGCUUGACUUUGACAAACGGAAAAACAGCGGGUUUUUGCAUCGUUUUGUGAACCUUAAUAUGGCUUGAAAAAAUAGGACUAGAACUGCGUAUCUGACUGGUGUGAAUGCUGCCACACCCAAGAAAAGCCACAUUGAUGUGUUGAAAAGAUAUACUGACCAACGACUUGGCACGCUGCAGAGAGAUAUCACACAAAAACCUCAAAGAGUACUUGUCAGUCUACUUACCCCUGAUAAAAUCCUCCAAAACAUAGCUGCAACUUGCAGUUCCAUAAAAACAACCAAACAUUGACUGCAAGCAAAGCCAUCCUGCAGUUCUCUGGUAUGAUUCGAUAUGCCAAACAAGACAGCCCUCAUGGUCUGGAUACAGAGCUACUGACACGAUAGACUGACCAAUGACUGACCAGGUCUGUAGAGAGAUAUUUGCUACAAACCUUAAAGAGUACGACCAUUAUUUUUCAGUCAAGUGCGCAUGAUAAAAUCCUCCAAAACACAAAAACAAAGCUAUCCGGCAAUUCCGAAUGUUGCCAAAACCAAGAAAGCGCCUGUGGUCAGGACGAUACAGAGCUACUGAUAUGAUAAGAUCAAAGACUGAGCAGGUCUGCAGAAAUAUCACUUGAAAACUUCAAAAAGCCCCCCUAUUGUUCACCAGUCUAGUACAUGCAGUUCAAAAAACAACCGACUGAGCAUCGACCACGAACAAAGAUAUUGGGCUAUGUUGAAGACUAUCAGUGCCCCCCAGCUUUUCUGACGAGAUGGUUUUUGCAUCAAUUUGAACAUUCCCAAACCCAAGAACAUGGUCAGGAUGAUACAGGACUUCUGACAGACUGACCAAUGACUGAGCAGGUUUGCAGAGCAAUAUCAAUUCAUCAUCAAAGUAGUCCCCUGAUAGCGUCCUCCAAAAGUUGUAGCAAGAUGCAGUUAAAAACCGACCAGACAUCAGCCGCAAGCAAAGACACCGGGCAUCGUAAAAGACUAUCCCUCUAGGAAGAAGACUAGCAGCUUUGCCCGAUGCUUCUCGGUCGUAGCUUCUUUCAAACAACUCCUAGAAGCAUUGAACUGCCACCCUCGAACAAAAAAAGAGAACUGCGCAACAUCAAGAUGGCAAAUAAGUGUCACAUUUGUUGUUCUGUCUACAAACAAGAGAACGGUAUUCGGUUUGUUUCGCGCUUCUCAAAAUAUCUCCAACCCAGCUCCCUUAAGGGAACAUUAAGCAUGCCCCGUCUAUCUGAAGUGUCUGUCACAGACCCGACGUAAGCUCUUCCAUGGGGAAGGCUCACGUCUUUCACUAUCAAGACAUCUGCACAUGAUAAUAGAUUUAAAUAGGGUCAACUAUAUUCAAGACAUUUUCUGUUUGUUGCUUUUCUAAAUGACGCUGUGUUAGCCAAAGAGAACGAUCUCUUUGAAAGGAUUACAUUAGAGAUAGAUCUAUUUUUAUACAUACAAAGGAACGAGACCUUGUGCUGAAUUUUUACAGAUUCUUAAGCUUGGGGGGAAAAAAAUUGGGACAUCGCAUGGCUUUACUUUAAACCCUCUGAUGUUUGCAAAGCGAGGGGUGGGGAACAGUGUUCGGGUGGGGAUCUAGGGAAAGGGGGGCAUAGGAACACUGUAUCGCAGAACAACUUAAACCGCUCGCCCGCGCUGAACUUGACAGUUAAGACAAAAAGAAGGGAAUCUGACGUAAACAAAUAGGUCAAGCUUAACAGUUCGGGAUAGCCAUGACACACGCAUCUAUGCUUUUUGACCGCGCCUCUCGUCCUGAAUUUGUGCUCUGAGAAGCUGCGGUGAGACCAUCUCAUUGCCCACAACUGACAACCCGGAUCGCUGUUUGCAAGCGGAAAAAAGGGGAUUCUAGUGACAAUGCGGCUUUUGCUGAGCACGAUCCUUUAGAUAGAUUUGCAUUUUUUCUGCCAAAGAGUUUGCUUUGCAAGUCAGUGUAACUUUAACAUCCCCAGAUUAACUGCUGUACAAAUCCGUAAUAGAUUCCGUGAGGACCCCACUGUGUUUGAAGUUCUCACGUUUUGAAUGCGCAUCGUUUUGUGGCCCCGAUGCUGAAACAUCACAGCAGCAAGCAAAUCCCAUUUGCACACGUUUCACACGAGACAUCCAAAUGCUAAAGAAGCAUAUCAGAAACAAGCCAUGAAUCAUAUCACCUCUCGACAAAGGAACAAAUAGUAAGCAUUUGAUACGGAACACCUCCCCCGACAUUUCUAUCAUUUGCGAUUGGAUCUCUAAAAGUAAUGCUUCAAAAUAUUCAUUCUUUUGAUGUCACUGCUUCAUCGACUGCUAAUAGGCCAAUCUUUGCCGGCAAACAAAGCACCAGUAGGAGCCCAAGAUUAUAAGGCACCGGUGUAAACCUUCCCUGUUUGCGGUCUAUUCACUGACCUUCACCCAUCAUGUACAGCGAAGAUCUCGCCCAGGAGAAACAGGAAACAGUACCACCGCACUGCUUGAGCGACAACAAUAAUCGUUUAAAUAAAAAAAAGACAAAAAAACUUUCCUAUGGAACAGUAAGUGCAAUGUGCUUUGUUUUUAUAUUGACUGAGAACAAAUGAUAUAUAUUUUUAAAAAAAGAAAUUAAACGUCACACUGAAAAGGUCUGCAGAAUAGCGAAAGGAACACGAAAAAGGAAAAAGAAAAAAAAAAGACAGCGAGGGAAGAGAUCAGAUGCGAGCCGGCUCGUUAGGAGAAAUCAAACGAGAGCUCUGAUCUGUAAAUUUCCAUAACGACCUCCUCAGCCCCUAAUUUGUGCUCUGACCAUGCAAAUUGUCUGACUUAAUAGAGCAAUCCUCAGUGACCUCAAAAGGAAUACUGUCUAAUAUAUCAUCAGUUUUAGCCCAUGUCAACUUCAAAUAUCUUUUUUCGUAAUUUAUUGAUUUCAUUAACAUAUCAGGACUCACUUGUUGAAUUUGUGUAUUUGUGUUGUUGAUGUUGCCAUAGGAAACACAUAUGGGUCAAGAUUAUGUUUGGUUGCAUUGAUUGAGUAUGCUUUCUUUUCCUUCCAUUAUCAAAUUAGUUGCAGUUUUUUACAGUGUAUGCAGAUUUUAGACUUAGAUUAUUUUCUUUCAAUCAAGCUGUGUUUCGAUUGUGUUUGUAAAAGUCUGUGGUAGCUUUUGUUGCAACAUGAAAAAAAUAAUUUAAACAGAAAAAAUUCAAAAAUAGCGCCGACAAACUUGUAUUAUUUGGGCGACUUUAAGCUUGUAGUUUUAACUUAUUGUUAACUUAAAAAACUAUUUAUUAUGAUUAUUAUUAUUGCCUCGUAUAACGUAUGUUUUGUGUAUAUUUAUGGUUUAUUUUGUUAUAUUUGCAAGGUUAAAAGACUUUUGAGUUUUUGCCAAAAUUGUGGUUACACCAUUUCGUUUCUUGAGAAAAAAAAGGGGAGGGGGGGCAAAUAGAAAAACAGCUUUAGAAGUACGAUCUGGAAACGUUCUCCAUAGUCAAAGAAUGCACUGCUAUAUUUAACUAAUUGAAGUGUAUAAACAUACAUGCUGUGUGCUAGAUGUUAUGCCUUUACUGCCUGUGUUCUGUCUGUCUUGUUCAAUGAAAAUAUUUUAAUUAUUUAAUCUAAUCACAGUCUUGUUUUUUCAAACGCUCAGCGAGCCCCCGAGACACGGCACAGCCGCCCCACCACCACCUUCUUUCAGGAGUAGGAGGGGGCGGGGGUUGUCCCUCACAAGAUGCUUUCCUGCCUGCUCAUGCUUAAAGGCUGAAAAUAGAAUGAAUUUAUUACGAUCCUCCAAAACUAUUUGUGCAAAGUCAAAUGGUUCUUUUUGGCCAAGAGUUUAUGAAUGGCAAGCAGCAGGAAGGUCUUCUUGUUGAAAAGAGGGGAACCGGGCGGACGGGGGGGGGCACGUGGUCCUUCUGUUUUUCAACCAACUGUAUUUUGUGUCUAUUUAUUUAGAAGAGGGGACGCAGUAUACGUAGUGAUGUUUUUCUUACAUUUUUCCUGGAAUGGUAGAACAAAUCAAAAACGAUCAAAGUAGCGGGAAUACAAAAAAAAAAAAACACUCAUACUUCCAGACAUGACCAAACGAGCAAUGAAAAAAAAAAUUCAAAGAGGUAAAAGAAAAAACACACAAAACCUUUCAGUUUAGUCUAGGAAAUUUACUACUGGGAUUUCAGCUGAAGACGCUUGAAGACUUUUUCAUGGAAUUGUUUGAUUAUUUGUACUUUACAUGCCAGAAAAAAAUAAAAGUUACAAAUAUGA